Chara braunii is the source of this 915-nucleotide messenger RNA. NCBI's taxonomy places the organism in Eukaryota, Viridiplantae, Streptophyta, Charophyceae, Charales, Characeae. The record is from the annotation of a GenBank genome assembly.
UGGAGGGAUCAUUUCUCUUAGUAGAGAAUUAGAAGACUCGCUGAGUUCAGUUGGAAGGAUGGCGAAGCAGUUACUGGAGUAGCAGAAAGAAAUGGAGGACGCCAAGCGUGAAGCGGAAGCCCGAAAGGCUAAAGAAGAGACAGAGAAAGCUGCGAAAGAGGAGGAGGCAAAGCAUGCAUUGCAAAAGAAGUUGGAGAAGGAGGAGAAGGAGAGGAAGAGGCAAUGGGAGAUUCGAAAGCUUCUAGCGGAGCAAGCGGCGGAGUAUGACUCGAAACUGGAUAAAUUGGUGACUUUGAGUAAGAAGAUGAGAGGAGUUUCGAUUGGAGAUAAAAAGAAAGGGAAAGCAACUACACCACCGAGUUCAGAUGAAUCUGAAGAGGAGGCAGAGGAAGUAAUAACUCCGCUUAAUGACAAAAGAAAAAGGAGGGACUCAACAGGGGCGGUGGAGAAUAGCCCGCCAGUGGAGACCCCGAAGAAACUUGGAAGGAAGGAGGGUACUGAAACUCCAGGUAGCCAGAAGAAGAAAGGGCGGGGAAGACCGACGAAGGCUGAAUCACAGGUCGCAAGGCUUGCCAAAGGAGAAGACCCGUGGGAAGGAGUUCCUACGGGUGAGAAGUACGCAACUGAAGCUGCUUAUCGGAAGGCUGUGAGAAAGACCAUUGGUUCCUUCUACCUCGACACGCUGAAGACCAUGUGCAAAGGAGUAGGGUUGCCUUUCUACGGGGUGAAUGACGCAAUUGACACUCUAUCGGAGCUACGAGUUACCUACUGUUAUCGAGGUAAGAAGCUCUCAGGUUCUACGUCGAAGAAGUCUACCGAAGAAGAGCAGAUAGGGGGCGAAGUUCCAGACCCCGAAGGAGAAGUCGAGAAAUAGUUCCGAGAGAUGGGAGUACCUCUUGAGAUUCUUGGAGGUCA